Molecule: messenger RNA, 2088 nt
Organism: Rhododendron vialii
Lineage: Eukaryota; Viridiplantae; Streptophyta; Magnoliopsida; Ericales; Ericaceae
Exons: 14
Coding region: 309-1736 (475 amino acids)
Cellular component (GO): cytoplasm; membrane
Source: RefSeq, a predicted model, not a curated record
GAAUUCUGAAACAUCAAACAAUUAAUAUCUACAUUCGAAAACAUACGAGAAAAAUAAAAGAGGUCUAUUCCAGCCUUAACAACGACGUCUCCAUCCUUCGUUCUCACGCUUCAACCCCUCUCUCUCUCUCUCCCCUUCCGGCACGAGAUCCAGCGACAGAUCCCUCGAGACCCUAAACCACGAGGGUUCGCAUUACAUGACGCGACCCCUCGCCAAAUCUCCCAACCCACAAUUCCUCACUCCCUCUGUUUUAAGCGCAGGAGGCUUAGCAACGGAACCAGCUCUUCUGUAUUUCACUAGGUCAUUCUAUGUUCGGGGGUGGCCUCGUGUCAUCAGUCCCGGGCAAUAGUCCACACCUUCGCAAAUCUGGAAGCAGACCCGUCGUCUUUGACAUUGGUGAGCUUGGAAAUAGUGGCGACGAAGGAUUCUUGCAUUCAUUAGAAGUGAAUGAAAUGAAGGGUGUGAGCAGUCCUUUGAGCAGCGCGGUGGCAAUAAUGCCGUCUCCUGUUGUGAUGUGGAGAUUUAAGGUACUGUUGUUUUUCAUCUGGGGUUUCAUCUGUUCCAAGAUUGGAUGGGAUUCUGUAAUGAGAAUGAGUGUGGACUUGCGAGAUCUAUUUCUGUAUGAGGCAUUUUUGUAUUAUAAUCCUCUUCUUCUAGUGACUAUGAUGGUUUGGCUUUGGGGAGUAAAUUUAUGGGUCUUUUCCCAGACUAAUGUCAAUUAUGCUAAAAUUUUUGAGCUCGAGCAAAAUCAUCUUACUUACCAGGAGAUAUGGAAGAGUGCCACCUGGAUGACAAUCAUUGUCCCAACUAGCAUGACAGCAUACCUGUAUCUCUAUUCCCAUGGAGAAGUGUCAUUGGCUGCAUCCCAACCAGUGCUCCUGUAUGCUGCUGUUGCAAUGCUGCUGAUAUUUCCUUUUGAUAUUUUUUAUUUGUCAACUCGCUACUUCUUUUUGAGGACUCUUUGGCGGAUAGUUUUCCCAUUGCAGGCAAUAUCAUUUGCUGAUUUUUUCUUAGCAGAUAUUUUGACCUCAAUGUCAAAGGUACUUUCCGAUUUGGAGCGCUCAGUCUGUAGAAUGGUCCAUCGACAGGUUGCCACUAUUGCUUGGUUUGAGGCUGAUUCUGUUUGUGGUAGCCACGCUGUUGCAAUUCCUGUAGUUCUUGUUUUGCCUUAUAUCUUCCGUCUAUUCCAAUGUCUUCGACAAUACAAGGAUAGUGGGGAGAAGACCACCCUUUUGAAUGCUUUAAAAUAUUCGACCGCAAUACCAGUGAUUUUUCUUUCAGCUCUUAAAUAUCAUGUCUUCCCUGAUAGAUGGACAAAUAUUUAUCGGCCUUUGUGGCUUCUUUCAAGUGUCUUGAACUCUCUGUACUCUUUCUACUGGGAUGUCACCAGAGAUUGGGACUUGAGUGGCUUCACUCGGAUUUUCAAGUUCAGCAAACCAAAUAUCUUCUCGCACUUGUUAUAUGGAAGGAAAUGGGUUUAUCUUUGGGUGAUAGGAAGCAAUUUGGUGCUGCGAUGUACUUGGACAUACAAGCUGUCUGCUCAUCUCCGUCAUAAUUAUCUUACUGUGUUUGCAAUCACUGCCUUAGAGAUGAUCCGACGUUUUCAGUGGGUAUUCUUUCGGGUUGAAAAAGAGUGGAAUAAGAUGAGCUCCAAGACCGAUGUUCAGCUCUCCUCCAUGAGUAAUACGUCAAACGAGGAAGACAAAUUACUUGACUCCAAUAACUACCAUGUAUAGUGUCAUUAUGCCUUAGUUAUAAGCAGAAAGAUUUUGAUGAGUUCUAAAAAUGACCUCAAUUCUUGGUCGAAAGGCUCUUUGAGCGAGAAAAAACGGGGUUUUGGAAAUCAGUUGAAAGAAGGGCUGUACCCGUUUUCUUUCGAUUAUUCAUUCAUUCACGUUGGUAGCUGGAGUUUCAAUAUGUUCAUAGCAGUAUAAGUCGGCAUCCAUAUUGCUUUCGCGGUGCUUUUCCUGCUUAUACAUACUUGCAAAUUUUAGUCAUAAAUUUGCACUGUUCUUGUCUUUAUUCAUGUGAAUCUAUAACAUUACCCUUUCAUAUUUGAAAAACGAAAUAAAUAAACAACAUUAUAUA